GGGAGCUUGAGCAUAGACCCGCUUUGCGUCAACCAUUCAUCAAGGGCAUCAUUGCUAUGAUCCCUGUCUUACAGCUGAAAGUGCCGUCCUGAUGUUAUCGGAGACAUAUGGUGAGCCAGAAUAGGCAAUCAACGCCGUCAAUAGCUCUCUGGUACUUGGAACUGAACGGUGUAUCAGAAUGCUUUCGGGCAAAGGACCGGCUUCCGGUUUUCUCCCUAUUGCUCCUUGUGUUGCCAAAGAUCAAAGAUCGAAACGGCAGCUCCAGGUGAACAAACCCCCGGCAGGCAAAUGACGCAUUGGCCAACGGCCGAAAUCUUGGCAGCGGGAGUCUGCAAAAGGCUCCAUAAUAAUUGGGGCUGGCGUGCCCCGCCCCGCACAUGGUCUCCCAGCUGGUGGUAGAAAAAAACGGCAAAAUGGUUUCGCCUAGAUUCCGAGUUUUCCUCUGCGCGGCCCCCUGGCACACACCAAAAAUUGACCUGCACAUUUAUCAAAAUCGUCUUGCCCGCCGAACGCCCAGCGACUCGUACUUGGAGAUCACGACCCAGAUCCCAAACCAAUAAUCAGUCAAAAUGUCCAAGCGCACGAAGAAGGUCGGCAUUUCCGGCAAGUACGGUACAAGAUACGGUGCUUCGCUCCGUAAGCUCGUCAAGAAGCAGGAAGUGUCCCAGCACGCCAGAUACACCUGCACUUUCUGCGGUAAGGACAGCGUUCGCCGCUCCUCCGUCGGUAUCUGGAACUGCAAGUCCUGCAAGAAGGUCAUGGCUGGUGGUGCUUACGUCGUUGCUACUCCCGCUGCUGCCGCUAUGCGGUCGACUCUCCGCAGACUUCGCGAGAUCACUGAAGUUUAA
Molecule: messenger RNA, 848 nt
Organism: Podospora bellae-mahoneyi
Lineage: Eukaryota; Fungi; Ascomycota; Sordariomycetes; Sordariales; Podosporaceae
Product: 60S ribosomal protein L43
Exons: 5
Coding region: 570-848 (92 amino acids)
Biological process (GO): translation
Cellular component (GO): ribosome
Molecular function (GO): structural constituent of ribosome
Source: RefSeq, a predicted model, not a curated record